GAGGGUGAGGGUGAAUUGGCGAAGAGUGCAGCGGACAGGUGCGGAGUUCGGAGAGGAGUGAAGAGGAAAGGAAUAACCAAGAUCAGCGUGGACGACAGAAGAGUGCGGGCGCGCGGUGUCCUUAUUUUCUCCCUGGAGGAUAAAGACGCGCGACGGCAUUCAUGUUCCUCGGCAAUUGCAGUAUGGAAGACUUGAGUGUAAGCGUCGGCGACACGAGCAGCGGCACGAACACGAGUGGCACGAGCACGAGUACGAGCAGCAGCAGCGCGGGCCCGGUUAAUCCGAGCGCCGGCGACAUGGACUGGUUCGCGGGCGUCGCCGAGGAGGAGCUGCUUUACUAUUCGAGCCUCGGCAACGAGCUCGACUCCCUCUUCGCCGUCGUGGGGAGCUUCGUACCACCGCCCCCGAGGCCACCCUACCUUCCGGAAGAGACACUACCGACGGACGGCCUCACUACGUGCGACCUGUGUUCCUGGGCCUUGAGGAACGACAGGUACUCCUUCUCCCUGGACGGGACCCUCGAAGCACCUGGCGAGCUCGGCUGGGUCCUCACCCUGGUGAUAGUCUCGCUAAUUUCGGCGGGCAUCGGCGCCGUCGUGAUGGUCACGCUCCUCCAUUGUCGGAGGCUCAAGAGCGCCGGUGGCAGAGCGAGCUGCUGCAGUGUGGCACUGGAACGCGCUGGGGACCAGGACGCCGGCAACCCCGGCGGGGGAGUCGUCGUGGGUACGGCGUCCGUUGGCCUUGCCGUCAUACCAGAUAGGCCGCCCCUCGAGCUGGACAAGCUGCCGCCGUAUCACGACGUAGCGCCCAACCCUGGACACAACGUCAAUGUCUGGUCGUGGUUGGGCUCUCGUCGAGGCGGAGGUCCUCCGGGCUGUGUGAGCACCUCCCUCACGCUUCCUCAGCACCGGCGGGCUCUCAAUCUUCCCGUCGAGAACCACUACACCCACAUGCAGACUGACGAGGCCCUUUACGCGGAGCUGGACUCGCAGGCGGCGAGUUACGCGAGCGGCUCCGAGGACAAGCACUACCACGAGCUCGACGCGGUCGGGCUUCAUAGGCAGCACCAGGACACUGCCGUCUGCACGCGACACAGCCAAAGGUUAGGGGAGUCGGAUUACGAGAUGUACGAGAAUGGACCGACAACGGCGAUAGGACCGCCACACCGUCACCACCACCACCACCUCCACCAUCAUCAUCAUCACCUCCACCAUCACGCGAUGAGCAAGCAGCAACAGCAGCAACAGCAGCAGCAGCAGCAGCACGACGCCGAGCCCGAUGGACCCUCGACGCUAAGCAGCGCCCCGAGCAGCGCCUAUUACAGCGACCUGAGCUCGAACUCGGUGCACCAGCAGCUAGUAGUGACCUGUGCUGCGGCACCCGAAGGCGAUGCUCCACCCGUAUACGAGAGCGCCUCCCAUUACAGACUGACGGCCAUUCACGAGGCGGCCACAUGUCCAUCGGACUAUAUAUGA
Molecule: messenger RNA, 1475 nt
Organism: Ceratosolen solmsi marchali
Lineage: Eukaryota; Metazoa; Arthropoda; Insecta; Hymenoptera; Agaonidae
Exons: 7
Coding region: 162-1475 (437 amino acids)
Source: RefSeq, a predicted model, not a curated record